Molecule: messenger RNA, 609 nt
Organism: Letharia columbiana
Lineage: Eukaryota; Fungi; Ascomycota; Lecanoromycetes; Lecanorales; Parmeliaceae
Exons: 2
Coding region: 1-609 (202 amino acids)
Source: RefSeq, a predicted model, not a curated record
AUGGCACCUAAAAGAUCAACAGACGAAGCUCAGCAUGAUCACCCAGAAACACAAGCCAAGAAGGCCAAAAAAGGUUUUUCCGUAGGACCAGCCACACUACCCGAUGGCACAUAUCGUCGCAAGGUCCAAAAGAUCAAGCAAGAUCUCAUUCGGAAAGCCAAGGUCAAGAAAUCCUACAGCAAGCUCAAAGAACGAGAACCAGUUGACACAAAACCUUCCGUCUACACCUUGACCCCUCCUCCAGAAGAACCCUCUGCAUCGCUAGAGCUGCACCCUGAGAGACAGGCUAUGUUGGAUGAGCCUGAGCCUGCGCCACGGGAACAGAUAGAUACACAACAGCAGGUGCUGCGAGGGAGGAAACCACCACGCCCAAAGUCGGUGCCUUUCCGAAAAGAAGCCCUCCUGGCCCAGCAACGCAGAGAAGAGAACGAAAGGCGUCAGAAGGAAUUUGAGGAAAUCCGUCGGCAGCGGCAGGCGAAGAUCGAGGAGAGGGAGAGGUUCCGCAAGGCCAUGGCUAAAGCAAGAUCUGGAGGCAGAGAUGGGCAGAGGAAGCUUGGGCGCGAGAGCAAGGUUCUGCUGGAGAAAGUGCAGAGGAUAAUGGGACCUUGA